Molecule: messenger RNA, 7885 nt
Organism: Solea solea (common sole)
Lineage: Eukaryota; Metazoa; Chordata; Actinopteri; Pleuronectiformes; Soleidae
Product: protein shisa-8
Exons: 6
Coding region: 183-1577 (464 amino acids)
Biological process (GO): regulation of AMPA receptor activity; regulation of short-term neuronal synaptic plasticity
Cellular component (GO): postsynaptic membrane; AMPA glutamate receptor complex; postsynaptic density
Source: RefSeq, a predicted model, not a curated record
UGUUAGCCUGUAGUAGUAGCCACAGCCACGCUCACUUUCUCCCUCUACUUGGAUAUUUGGUGUCGUGUUCAGCCACACACGCAGGAAAAUAACCUGUUGUAAAGGUUUUAAACGUUACGUCGAGCUUCAGUCGUUACUAAUGGAGGAAGCUUUGUUUUUCAGUUAGUUUUUUUUAAACCGUCAUGGCGUGUGACGUCACACUCCACCGAGUCACCAUGCUAGGGAAGUGUUUUGGUUCGUGUGUGUGUGUGUGUGACAUGGUUAUUAUCAUCGGGUUUAACACGAGCAGAAGAUCAGAGGAGGACGUUUGUCAAGAUUCAAGACUCAUUCUGAAAGGUCAGGCUUUGGCCCAGAUCUUCAGCAACAACCAGACUACAGAGUCCUCUAUGGUGCCAGAGGCUGCCCUGGCUACACCCACACCAGACAUGGAGGACAAACCAGCUCCCGCUGGCAGCAACCGAUGCUGGGGUUACUAUGAUGUCAUGGGUCAGUGGGACCCGCCGUUCAACUGUAACGCAGGUAUCUACAUGUUCUGUUGUGGCUCCUGCUUUUAUCGCUUCUGCUGCCAGUUCAAAAUUCACAGUCUGGACCAGACUUCCUGUUCCAACUACGACACGCCUGUGUGGGCGAACACUGGGAAACCGGUGGCACCUGUCACUGAGGCUCAGCUGCCACCAGACCGGGAUCGGACCCACAUGAUCGUGUAUAUUAUCUGUGGAGUGGUGGCCAUCAUGGUGUUGAUCGGGAUUUUCACCAAGCUCGGUCUGGAGAAAAGUCAAGGAGGACAGGCUGACAUGACCAACUCCAGGACUCUGACAGAGCUUUUAAAGCAGCCAAGCGAGGCCGGAGCAGUGGACGGAACUGGGGUUCACCAUCCUUUGGGGACCAACGGCAUUUCUGCCCGGGUGAUACGCUCCAACAACGGAUUACCAGGACAACCUCAAACCUCAUCAAGAUCAGAUCACAACCAUUUGAACAAUGCAGCCUUGUCUCCGCUCGGUCCUGCCAUGGCCUUGUCUCACCCUCAUAACAACCUGGGAAUCGGCUUCAACAAGUACACAUCGCUGAAGGCUAUGGAGACGACAGCAAGGGAUUACUACAAGAGCUACCCAAUGGUAGAUUACACCCACCGCCAGUCCCCUCCCACUUUCCAGCCGAUCAACUUCCAUCCGAAGGACAAACCCUUCCUCCCGCCGCCCGACAUCCACGCGCCACUGGCCAUCACCAUCAACACCUCCCAAAUGCCCAAGCCUAAGAUUUCCAAGACCAACACCCACCCGCUCACCUCCAGCUCAGCCUUCAAAGUAUGGGACCCCAGUAAGAGCCACAUCUCACACCCGGUGGCCACGCACAUAGCCCUGCAGGGGCAGGGGCAGCAUCACCCCAUCCAGCAGCAGCACCACCAGCCGCUGCAUCAGCAGAACAGCCGUCGCCAGGCUUACUCCAACAAGAGGCAGUUUAGCAUCGAGACGCUGCCCGAGCUCUUCUCACAGCCGCUGGGCUACGGCCACUCGCCGCGCAUGCUCCCCAAGCACAAGGGACUGCCCACCAACAGCAAGACCGAAGUCACCGUCUGAACAUGAAACCCAAGUGGAGUUGUGAGGGAAGAAGUGUUCAGAUAUCAUUUAUAUAUACAUAUACAUAUAUAUAUAUAUAUAUAUAUAUAUAUAUAUAUGUGUGUGUGUGUGUGUGUGUGUAGCCGCAACGGCAAGACAAAUCCAGGAAAUAUCAUACAUGGAAGUUUUUAAACUCUGCAUUAUUUUCAUCAUUGUUGACAACACUACUAAUAAUGUGAGUGAUAUCUGUGUUCUUUUUAAGACCACUGGAUUAAAACAGCAGCAGGUAAGCUGUGAAGGCGGUGGAUUGGCAGGUGCUGGCUGUGACUCUUUGAACCCGACAGCUCUUCUAAAUAAUUGAGUGGCCUCUCGGUGUGUUGGCACAGCUCUGUCCUACACCCCCCCCCACCUUUCUCCCCCCACAACGCAAUGACACCACACGCAAAUGUUGAAAUCACACACACACACACAGGACACAAUUUCCUCCACAAACAGACCCACACUGAGGCCGUUGUUGAGGGAGGUAGAACAGUAUUUCCCCGAAGACUUUGGGUUUCAAUCAACACAGACAAUGCCAACAGGGGAGCAAAGGAGAUGAGAAUGAUGUGAACCAGCAUAUGCACACGCACACACGCACACACACACACACGCACACACACACACACACACACACACACACUCUUACACUACUCGCCUGUCAACAAUUAUAGAGGGUUGCCAGCAGUGUCAGAGACCAACGACGCACAAACAGACACACUAGUCUAAUCUCAUUCUUGUUCUAAUGGUUUGUUGAGCAGCUAAUUCCAGCCACCAUCUUUUUGUGUCACUGCAGAUUUUUUACCUCUUAAACCACGCCCCCCCCCCCCCAGUAUGUGUGGUAAAGCCUGGGAAAAAAAAGGGGCAGAAGAAUCCAUAUAUCCAGAAAGGUCGUUAUAAAGUCAUCGCGUUCCCUUUUCUCUUUCCCCGUCUCACUUCUCCACACCGAGCUUCACAGAGGGGACUUUGUUUGUGUCAGAGAAAAUGUCAGCAGUGCUGCAUGUGGGCACCGAGUCAGUGUAACUCAAGAGUAUAUAUCAUGUACAUCCUCGAAACAACCACUUCACUGUUUCCUGACAACAUAUAUAUAUUGAUUUGCAAAGCAACUGUGUCAUAAUCAGACACUAAUGAUCUACACCACGGUCUGUGUGUGUGUGUGUGUGUCUCUGUGUGUGUGUGUGUGUGAAGAGAAAGCAGUGCUGCAUUGCAAAAACACAGGCUCUCAAUAUGGCGAGUCCUAAACACAGCUGUGUGAUGUAUGUGUUUACUGCCGCAGCGCUAAUAUAAUCUGAGAGGCUGAAACUACUUGUCAGUGCACUGCAAUUUACUCCACUCUGUGUUAAUGAAGUGCUUUAACACUCACAGUGACUGCCUGCAACUAAACAAAGGGCAGUUCCUGAACGGGAUCCAUUCAAACAACAGCUCCUUUCUUCCAGAAAAGAAAGGAGAUUGGUUUGAAUUUUGUUAUAGAAUAGAACAGAAAGAACCUCAAUGUCCAAAAAGGUGGAAAUUUCCCUUCGGCUCGCCAACAUAAAAUCAUAAAAGGAGACGCAGAAAGUCAUCAAAUCAGCACACAGUUAAAAUAACGUAAGAGAUAGAAAUAAGAGACAUUUAGAAAAGACAGGAGAAAGAGAAAGGAGCAACAGCAAACCAAUUAUAGGAGUUAAGAUUGUUGCACUUGAAAUUAUGGAUUUUUUUUUUGUCCUCGCUGUUCUUUCUGUAAAAAGUCGAGUCAAAGAUAUUUGGGGUUUAUUUUGGUAUGACAUGGACACAAUAACAAUAUAUAUAUAAACAUUAUUGAACUUAACAAUGCAUUUUUGUAAUGUUUUUACACUCUUGCUUGGGAUUGUGCUCAGCUUUGCCUGCUUUCUUUUUUGAUGUUUUUUGAUAGAUUUGUGCCCACUAGUUUCAGAGGUCACCUCACUAACUAUAUUUACAGCUGGCCUAUUUUUCAAGGUGAGCAGUGACAAGGGGUGUACCAGGAUUGUCUCUCAGAAUAUUGUAGUUGUCCUGUAGAUGUCUCGGUUCUUCAACUUUCUUUUCCCAUCAUAUUACCGUCACUGAAGAGGUCAAGUUUUUGGGCACAUUUGUAUAGCUCAGAAAGUAAAGGACAGAUCUUUAUAAACUUUUCUGGGGAUGUUUGUUAUGGAUAUCAUUUUGGUGCACCGUCGUGCAGACGGUGUGAGAAACUGAGCGGUCUUGGAGGAAGUUUGCGCUCCUUGAGUUAAGUGAAAGUGAAAUGACUGUGAUGGCCGUUCUUGGAAAAGUAGUUACGCUUAUUUGAAAUGCUGUUUGCAUUUUUCCGAUUUAUAUAACGUCCUCUACCCCCCCAAAUUUCAUAAGGUGUCAGUUUUAAAUGUAAUAAAUAUACAAAGAUGAGACAUAAAUAUCUCUUUAAGGCCACAUUUUAGGGAGUUGGGUUGAGUCACACAAGUGCUGUAAUGAGUUAUGACAAAAAGAACCUUUGUUGACAAGUAAUUAAUAAUUUCUCGAAAAUUCCACAUUGCUCUCAGCUGUCAAAAUGCCUCCACAACACAUUCUCUCAUUUCCACUGCUCAGAACAGUGAGACUUGCUGAUUGAAUUCACCUUCAUUUGUUAUCAUGAGGGCAGCAGAUAAGCUGCGGUGCAUAUGCCAGGCACAUGCUACGGCACAUCAGACAGGCGGUGGAACCUAAUCAAACAGUGGCGCUUACCAGUCACACACCAUUUAGCACUUUCUCUUCUCGCCCUCUUUUUUUUGGCUCUCUCUUUUUUUUGGCUCUCAAAUCUUUGUUUCAUUUCCUCUGCUCGCGAACAGACUGUCAUCUGGCCCUCACCCUCCCUCUGCGUGCGUCUGAGAACAUCCAUCCCCACAGAGGGUUGAGUGAUAGGUCCUAAGCAUUUGUCAGAUUUUUUGGAACCCAAUGCCCCGUGAUAGUCUCACCAGAACCUCUUAGCAUGUGUGUUUGCAUGCAUCUCUGUGUGUGUGUGUGUGUGUGAGAUGAGGAUGGGGUAUAAUUAAUGACAGAGUCCAUCGCGGCGUGUCAGGCUCCAGAUUGCCUCCUUGGUGCAGCCCUCACAAGCAGCAUUUGCACUCAAUAAACACGUAAAGCAGAAAACACACAGCAAGCAACACAAACUCAGACUGGGACAUAAAUGACCAGAUGCUUUGCAAUACAUUAUUCACAUCUUGAGAGUUUCCAGUGCCAGCCCCAAAAUGAACCUUGCGGAAUUUAUGUAACAGAUAUUUUAAUUUGCAAGCAGAAAUGUCAAUCUCCCCCAAAAUGUUCUCAGUUUGCGUCUCGGUCUGAUGGAGCAGUGCAUGUACACAAGCCAAUAAAAUGAGCUGCAGAGUUAAACUUUCAUGAGCGAGAGAAUAAAUUAGCAAUAUAAUGCGCAUUUCCAAUGCCGCAAUGGCUUCUCCACUUUACCUCCAAGAUGGGGAAAACCUGUUAAGUAAGCUGUUGGAUCGCUGCUCCGUGCUGCUGGCACGCUUUCGUAAUAAGGGCUCAGCGGAGAAUGGGGAUCAUAAAUACAAAAGCAUCAGUGGGAUAUGCACGGUGUGAAGAUGCAUUAAAUGCAUGUGCUGUUUGUGCUCCUUGCCAGUGCUGCACAGUAUGUAAUGUGCCACGUUGCAGGCUCUACGGCUUCCCUGUCUCUUUGACUUUUAUCCCCACGAGGUGCCACACUCUCAGUGGGUCACUUCACUUGAAAAGCUUUCUGGUCCCCGACCUAAAUGUUCACUGGGGUCUAUCCUUAAUCACUCGAAAUGCAUUAGAGCUUGAGAACAAACAAGGGACGACAGUGAGUAGACGAGCAAUAUGUAAAGCAAUAAGUGUCCAACCGUCCUCACAGCCGGUGCGUUUCAGUGAAGAGCGGAGUAGCUCGACUGCUCCGUUUAAUUGGACUUCUGUCCUCGUCCCAGCCCAGUAUACAAACACUCGGGGCUAUUGACAGCCUCCGCGACACAAGGUGGCGAUAUGCUUCCUUUCAGCUUGUUAGUAUUACAAGUUUUGCAGUGAACAUUAAACUACAGACCAAAAACAGCUUUGGAUCGUUGCAAGUCGAGCGCUCACUGUCUUUGUGCCGUCAACAUUUUUAAUUCCUCGGUCCAAAGUUUGCCAUGUUUUUCUUACUGUUGUCUUCUUCUUAUAUUUACUGUCAUCUUUUAUUUUCGGGUCAAAGCGAAGGGGGCGGCGACUGCGGAGCAUGCACGGAGCACCCAGGCCAGCUUGAGUCCGACUUAACGCAUACGUGCAGUAGUAAUUGAACUCCCACUUGCAUUAUGUGGGUCCGACUUUGCAAGGAAUCCUUCUCAGUGCGAUUUCAGUCGGAGCUAACAUGUUACCAUGUACUUUAAAAAGUCCAGUUUUAGUGAGACUAAAAUGAUUCCGUCAUGUAAAUGUCAUUAUAUCUCCGUCUGUUUGUCUGGAGUCCUUCACAGAGUCGAGCGCGAGGGUGCAGCUAAGGGUGGAGGUGUGUUACCAAGAGUGAUCUCUGCAGACAAUGGAGAUGAGACAGAAAAGAGGAAAAUGUUUGCAUGAGCUCAGGUGAUAUGGUGACAGUUGUUUUUCAUUCAGAUAAAAACUAUAAAUUCUGUCUUUUAUCUCUCCGAUUUUCCAUCUCUUAAAGCAUUCUGUGACUUAAGUUUAAAGGGAAAGUUGAUCUUUUCUGUGAAUUGCACAGCAGUUCCACCAUCGAAGUUAUUGUUGUUGGGUCUCCAUUCACACUCCCUAAACACGGCUGGCCUCUGGGGUUGUAAUUCUAUCGCUAUCUGAUCUGUCUUUACCGCAAGGGCAACGCUGGCGCACUGGAUUUACAGUUAAUAAGUGAAGUUCUUCACAACAAACAGGAGCUGAGGACAGGCUACCAGCAAAGAUAAAGAGUCUCACAAGUCUUUUUUUUCCCCUCAACUUUCUUCACUUUGUCUCGUCUAACAUGGCUGACGGAGGUAAAGCAGGCACCGCGAGCGGUGGAUUCUUCUUUGGGACAUCUGCAUCGGAGGUGCCGUAAUCACACAAAGAAAUCACGCUGAUGUUCUGGAAAACAGUGACACAUUUUCCAGUGUUAAUUUCCCCGUGGUCAUACAUCUUGGAUCUAGGAUUCUUUUUCCUCCUUCGAUGCUGGAUGGACUUUUAUGACUCCCUUCAGGCAAACAGUGCCUGGAAACAACAGCAGGUGAAACUAAAUAAAUUAGACAGAAAAAGCCUCUAAAGAACCACAGUUUUGCCUCUAUCAUGGAAGAUGUAAAUACUUGAACACCUGCACAAACAUGUACACGCACGCACACACACACACACACAGGAAGCGAGGAGCCACAGAGGUGUAAUACUAAUUAUAUCUUCCAUACAAUGUCCACACAUUUGUGGUAUGAAACAGGACCAAAAGCCUUGAAUCAGGAGAAACUGAGUACACCUAACUGAUGCUUAAACAUCCAAAAGAGUAAGAAUGCUGAGACUGUUUUGGAUCAUCACCUUAGAGUGCAUUUACUCAAUCUCUCCUGAUUUUUAACAGACUAUGGCAUUGCUUGCUCUUCGCAGAGCUAACUGACUGUUGUUUGUAAAACUUCCUAUAUAAAAAGAAACAAUGCAAGUAUUCUACCGCAGGUUACCUGAAUGCAACCUGGUAGACAUACUUGGGCUCCAUGAUCCUUAGCAAUAUAUAGAUUAUUGUGUAUGGUUCAGUUGUUUCUUUGUUCCCUGUCAUAUUGUUUUUGUACUGUUUUUUUUUGUUGUUGUUGUUGUUGUUUUCUAAAGACUGCGCUUCUGUCAAAAAUCAUUUCAUUUGACCAAUGGAAAGUGCUUCCAGAUUUUCGACUCAUCGUCCCUCGGCCCCAGUUCCUCCCCCCAACUCCCUUACCGUCCGAGUUCCAUUUUAUAGUAUACAUGAAUACAUGUAUUUAAUGUUAAACGAUAUUGCAUUUUAUCCAACACACUGGCUGAAAGAAAAAAAGGACCAUUCAGUGAUUUCUUGUACAGCUUUUGCAUCUGCAAAAAUUGAAAAAAAAAAAAAAAAAAAAAAACUCAUGCUUUGUUUCAUGGUAAUUUGUAACAGGCAGCGAUAGGCUGCCUUGGAUUGCUAAGUACUACUUGUGUAUAUGUAUGCUGUGCCACUUGUCUGCUGUGAAAUUUGUUGACUACUCAGCUUAUAUAAGGGCUUUUUAUAGAUAUGAAAGCAGACGAGGCAAACCGACAUCACUCUCUGUAACACGAGACAUUUUUUUUGAGACAAAUUGAAUUUUCAUGCAUUACGAAAAGCUAUACGAAUAAAGCUUUGACGGACUGAAAUGUCUAUAGGCACUCAUACAACAUUG